AGAAUAAGAAUAAGAAUAAGAAUCCUUUCAAUUUCAAUAGGGCCUCCCACCGUCGGUGCUCGGGCCCUAAUAAACCAACCCUUUCCACGUGGUCUGAUUUAUCACGCUGAGAUUUCGCACUCACUUGACUGUUCACCUGCAUUAUUGGGUAAUAACAAGAUAAGAAGCGCUGUGACUCAUUCCAGCCAGAGAGGGCGGUAGAGCUGAUGACUGUCAGCUAUUUAUCUCACAGGCGUGGAAAUCUUCUGAAAUACACGACGAGGCUUUAUCCCUCAGGCGUGCGGGUGCACAUUAGCUCUCACCGUGACAUUAGUUAACUCCUUACAGCUUAUUAUCGUGAAGGAGCGGCCUCAGUAGGCCGGUGACAGGCAGCAGCUCGUGUCCGGCGGUGGUGCAGCAGCGUGCGCUCCUUCCUGUGCGUGUUUACAGCGCCACAGCUCCGCUACUGCUCUGCUCGUGUUUACACACGAACCACACACACUCCGAAUCAUGGAGACUGAUCAAAGUCUGGCUCCAUUGACGGUUUAGAGUUUCAUUGACACUACUCACCUCGUAGUGCUUCAUCUUGGCAGCGCUCUGCAGCCCCUUCCUUAACUCCGCUGAGUGACAGGUCGACGUCCAAUCACAGGCGUAAUAUACGUCUGCUGAGGCCACGCCAGGUGGGUGACGCGCCCGUGCUGCAGCCAAUCACAACAGGAGGGAAGCAGACGAACACGCCCCCACUGUCGACGCCGUAGCCAAUGGGAUUGGAGGAAGAUGAUAAAUCACGGCUACGCUGACGUCAUAGGAUUUCUGUGCGCUUACUUCAGAUCCGACUGACAAACUGGAACUGCUCAUCUGUGGCCAGUUUCCACCUUUAACUGUAUAUCAUAAUAAUAAUAAUAAUAAUAGUUUUAUUCUGUAUCUCAGCUUCAUUUAUAGGCUACAUAUCAACAUUAUCUAAAUAAAAUAAAAAAUAAUGCACUGCUUUUCUUCUCAUGUCACUCUACUCAUACUAUUUGCACUAUUUCUAAGGGAAAAUAACUUUUUGCACAUUUGUGUCAUCUGCACAUCACAAUAUGUCCUUAAAUUUAUGUACAAAUGUUUUUUUCUACUCGCUCAUGCGAUCAUCCUGUGCCACUGCACUUUAUAACAUUUAUAUACAAACCACUACAGUGAAAGGUGUAAAUAAUGCACAUACACAUCAUUUUAUAUGUUUUAUUUUUAUUACACUGCCUUUAUUUUAAUAUUUUUUAUUCUCUUGUCUACCUCAUGCACCUGCUGCUUUAACAACUGAAUUUCCCCAGUGUGUGGAUCAAUUAAGUUUUCUUGUCUUAUCUUAUCUUAUCCUAUUUUUAUGCCACUCUUUUAAGCUGCUAUACAGGUCUUAAUCGUUGCUUUUCUCCCAUAAUUGAAGUUAUUAUUAUUAUUAAUAAUAUUAAUAGUCAUAAUAAUAUAGCACUUUUCAAAACACAUUUAAAAAGUGCUUUACAAUAGGAGGACAUAAACAUCCCAGAUAAAAUAAAAAGAGACUUUCUAGUAGAAGUAGAUUUUGAGUAACUUAUAUCAGUGCCUGCAUAUAUUAGAUUCAGGAUUUUAUUGUCAUAUGCACAACGAUAACAUUAAGCAGUCACUUGCAAUGAAAUGCUUGGGUCACAUUAAAAUAGUUAAUUAAUAAUAAGCUAUAAGAACAAAAUAAUGUAAAAAUAAUGACUCCACCUUUAAAUAGCUUAUUUUCUUUUUGUUGUUUCCUUGUAAUUGUCAUUCUACCCUAAUAAAGUUUGUCAAAGUACAGAUUCCAACAGCCACUGCCAGGCUUUGAAUUGCUUGCAUUAGUCAAGACAUAACCAACUUGUACUAAAUCUAAACAACACACUGUAAUUUCUUCUUUUUAUUUUCAAUAAAAAAAACUAAAAUGGUUAAGAAAAAGUUACAUGAUCCAACAUUUAAAAAAAACUUAAGAUUUGGCUUAAAGCAAACCAUACUUGUGAUCAUGUGUAAUUAUUCUUCAUGCUUUAUCUUAUGUGAUUUAGUUUACAUGCGUUUUUGUGGCUUUGUAUUGUAAUCAAGUGUCUUUUUGUAUUGUUUUAUUUUUAUAAGAAGCAUGGGUUUGUUGUUUAUUCAGUUUAAAUGGUAUAUAUAUAUAUAUUAUCCAUAGAUAUUUGUAAUUACAUGAGGUCGUUUUAUCAUGUAUCAGAUUGCCAUGUAUAAAACUCUUUUACAGUAAUUUUUCUUUUGAUCAAUGAAGACUAUGCCUAUCAAAUGAACAAACUAAAUAAAAACAAAUAAAAUAAAGGUAGCAUGAAUCCUAUACUAUACAAUCCUUUUUAAGUGCUUUAAAAGUACACUAUUUUGUUGCUGUAUUUUAAAAUUUAAACGGGGCGGAGCAGUGUUACAGCGUUACGUCUCACACUUUAAUUUGAUUGUGAAGUUUGGUGUUGUCUGACUGGUUAUAUAAAUUGGAUCAGUGCACACAGUAUAACCGAUCAACCCGGUAUUGUGUUCAAAUGCCAGCAGACAACCUGCUCCAUCGAUCAGAGCUCGCUGUUUCUUGCCCAUUAUUUCUACCCACCAGUCUCUCAUACAGACUUUGAAAACACAUCCAAAUGGCGUGCUCCAUUUAUACUUAAGUGUGUAUCCAAGUGAGGAUGAAGUGUGGCCAGAUUUUGGAUUAUUUAGUUUGACCUUGAUGUCCACAAAGUGCCACAUGGUUCUGCCUUAUAUGUCCAUGUUGUGCACCACACCAGCAGAGGGUAUGCUGGGGGGAUUUAGUGGCCUCAAAUCUGGGUCACACCCAAGUACAACACAAGCUGCUGCCAUCAGUCUGUCCACAGGUCCUCUGUGGUAUGGUGCAGGGUUUAGCCGGAUCUGUUUGCUUCUUUUCUUAUUAGGUAUUUUAGCACGAGACCAAUGUAGAUUUUGUCUUGAUUUAUUUGUUGUAUGUUGAAUUGUAACUUGCUGACUGUCAGGGAAGUCCAACGGUACAUUAUUUUUGCAAUGAAUGACGGUUUAAACAGAAAAGUCCCUGCAGUACAAUCAGCAAUAAAGUUUGACAUGCUUUCUUCCAGACGAGCCACGGCUGCAUGUUCUUGUUGUGGUGUGAGGGAUCGAUGUUAGACACGGUGAUGGGGUUAUUUCCGACAGGGCGUGAAGGCAGCGCCGGGUGCCGUGCCCCUGGGUGGGUCCCUGCUGAUCCAUUCCAGUUCACACAGUUCUGGGUGGUUAUGGAAAACUCUGGAAGUCUCGGCGGGCUUAUAAAGAAAGUGACCCGGGCACGGCGGGCAGAGACACCAGACACAUCUGAUCUCCGCCAGCAGGGUCCGUGAACGCUUCAUGUCGCAUUGACUAAAGCAGCGCGCUGGUCAGAAUGGGCAAAGACUACUACGACAUUUUGGGAAUCGGCAAAGGAGCGUCGGAGGAGGACGUGAAGAAAGCGUACCGCAAACAGGCUCUGAAGUAUCACCCCGACAAGAACAAGUCCCCGGGAGCCGAGGAGAAAUUCAAAGAAAUCGCCGAAGCCUACGACGUUUUGAGCGACCCGGACAAAAAGGACAUCUACGAUCGCUACGGGGAAGAAGGUCUGAAAGGCGGAGGCCCCUCAGCUGGUGGUGGUGGUGGUGGUCCUGGGACCUUCAGUUACACCUUCCAGGGCGACCCUCAUGCCAUAUUUGCAGAGUUCUUCGGUGGGCGUAACCCCUUUGAACAGUUCUUCGGCGCCCGCAAUGGGGGCAAGGAUGAAGGCAUGGACACUGAUGACCCUUUUGCCCGCUUUGGGAUGGGCGGCAGUGGAAUGGGCGGCAGUGGAAUGGGCGGCAGUGGAAUGGGUGGGUUCCCCCGCUCCUUCAGCUCUGGUAUGGGAGGAGUGGGUGGUCACAGUAGUGUUGUAAAGAAGCAGCAGGACCCCGCUGUGGUUCACGAUCUGCGGGUGACCUUGGAGGAGGUUCUGUCAGGUUGCACAAAGAAAAUGAAGAUCUCUCGUAAACGACUGAACCCCGACGGGCGAACGUUAAGGACAGAAGAUAAAAUCCUGGAGGUGCAGAUAAAAAAGGGGUGGAAAGAAGGCACCAAAAUCACGUUCCCUAAAGAGGGGGAUGAGACUCCCAGAAACAUUCCAGCUGACGUGGUCUUUGUGCUGAAGGACAAGCCCCAUCCUCUGUUCAAACGAGAUGGCUCUGACAUCGUUUACACAGCCAAGAUCUCCCUCAGAGAUGCCUUGUGUGGCUGCACAGUCAAUGCACCCACACUGGACAACAGAACGGUCACCGUGUCAACGACAGAUAUUGUGCAGCCGGGGAUGAAGCGGCGGGUGAGUGGCGAAGGGCUGCCUUAUCACAAACGGCCCGAUCGUCGAGGUGACCUGAUAGUGGAGUACGAGGUCAAGUUCCCAGAGAGGCUCAGUCAGAGCGCCCGGGACACCAUCGCUCAGGUCCUCCCACGAUCUUGAAGAAGACAAAAAAGACCUUCAGUACUCGGUCACACAAAGAUGCCAACUAUUUUUGUAUUAUUUUUAUGAAUCACGGAGGUUAAAUUUACACCAGAUGAUAAAGGGCAGACUCAUGAGGGAGAAGCCUCCUGUGUGUUCACUGUCCAGCAUAGUGUUAGUACCAUCAUGGGAAGAUGCAGCUGUACAGGAUAAAAUGUAAAUAUUACCAGUCAUUUUUGGUGUUUGGUUAAUGAAUAGAUUAUAUUUUGAUGAAAAAUAACUGUAUUAUAAUGUAUAACAUGUAUGCUUUUAUUAUGUGGGAACUCUUGGUAAUAAAUGUUCUCUCUGA
Molecule: messenger RNA, 4751 nt
Organism: Hippoglossus stenolepis (Pacific halibut)
Lineage: Eukaryota; Metazoa; Chordata; Actinopteri; Pleuronectiformes; Pleuronectidae
Gene: dnajb1b
Product: DnaJ heat shock protein family (Hsp40) member B1b
Exons: 3
Coding region: 3347-4423 (358 amino acids)
Cellular component (GO): cytosol
Molecular function (GO): transcription corepressor activity; Hsp70 protein binding
Source: RefSeq, a predicted model, not a curated record